AUUCACGUUCUCAAUAACAUCGCAACCAAGACCAAGAGUCCUUAUUACCCGUCAAUUCAAGCAUUGCCAUCGAUCUCUCAGACAUAUAAUACAAAUCGUGUUUAUUCAACGAUGCCCUCUCCAAAGGUUACAUCCACAGAAGAGCUAUCAGCUUCGGACGCGAAAUGGAUCACUCUCAAGAAGAUUAAUUACACAGAUCAGGAAGGUGUUCAGAGAGCAUGGGAGUGUGCAGAGCGCAAGACUCGUGGUUCAUCUGGUAUCGAUGCUGUCGCCGUUUUAGCUAUACUGCGUUCUAAGACGAACGCAUUUCCGCUCUCAACGGUCAUAAUUGAGCAAUAUCGUCCCCCAAUCGACAAGUACAUCAUUGAACUCCCUGCUGGGCUUAUAGAUGGUGGAGAAACUGCAGAGGAAGCUGCUAUUCGCGAACUUGAAGAGGAAACUGGUUAUGUGGCUGAGUCGGUGACUGAGUCCACGCCAGUGAUAGUUGCUGACCCAGGCAUGACGAACGCGAACAUGAAGUUGGUCAUUGUAAAUGUACCGAUGAAGGAUAAGUUGGAGACACCGAACUCCAAACUAGAUGCCGGCGAGUACAUUGUGAAAAAAGUCGUGGAGCUGGACAAAUUAUUUGAUGAGCUUAAAGAAUAUGAUAAAAAGGGUUUUGUUGUGGAUGCAAAGCUAUCCCAUUUCGCAUCAGGCUACGCGAUAGCUCAGAAAGUCCGCAACAGGGAGUUCUAAGUUAGUGGAAUAUGCAAUAUACAUAGUAGUUGUCGCGUUACAGUAUCUGCUGUCAAUUCUUUUAAAACCUCUUUGUUUAUCACUUUAACGAACGUUGCAGUACUGCCUCCUCAGUCCACAAUUUGAGUCUCUGGAUUUAAU
Messenger RNA from Serpula lacrymans var. lacrymans S7.9, 876 nucleotides. RefSeq lists its product as uncharacterized. Gene Ontology annotation, cellular component: nucleus. Lineage: Eukaryota; Fungi; Basidiomycota; Agaricomycetes; Boletales; Serpulaceae. Bases 112 to 735 code for a protein of 207 amino acids. The record is from RefSeq and is a predicted model, not a curated record. Gene Ontology annotation, molecular function: ADP-ribose diphosphatase activity. The transcript has 9 exons. Gene Ontology annotation, biological process: ribose phosphate metabolic process; nucleoside phosphate metabolic process.